AUGCCUCCCAAAGCCGCUGAGAAGAAGCCCAGCACCGGUGGCAAGGCCCCGGCAGGCGGCAAGGCUCCCGCUGAGAAGAAGGAAGCCGGCAAGAAGACUGCUGCCGCUGCCUCCGGCGACAAGAAGAAGCGUGGAAAGACCAGGAAGGAGACCUACUCGUCUUACAUCUACAAGGUCUUGAAGCAGGUCCACCCUGAUACCGGUAUCUCGACUCGUGCUAUGUCCAUCCUGAACUCCUUUGUCAAUGAUAUCUUCGAGCGUGUCGCGACCGAGGCCUCGAAACUUGCCGCUUACAACAAGAAGUCCACCAUCUCUUCACGGGAGAUCCAGACCUCUGUGAGGCUCAUCCUUCCCGGUGAAUUGGCGAAGCACGCGGUGUCGGAAGGCACCAAGGCUGUCACGAAGUACUCGUCUGCCAAAUAA
Aspergillus welwitschiae is the source of this 423-nucleotide messenger RNA. RefSeq names its product histone H2B family protein. Lineage: Eukaryota; Fungi; Ascomycota; Eurotiomycetes; Eurotiales; Aspergillaceae. Gene Ontology annotation, biological process: nucleosome assembly. The transcript has 4 exons. Gene Ontology annotation, molecular function: DNA binding; structural constituent of chromatin; protein heterodimerization activity. Gene Ontology annotation, cellular component: nucleosome. Bases 1 to 423 code for a protein of 140 amino acids. The record is from RefSeq and is a predicted model, not a curated record.